GUUUAAACUCUUGGUAAUUUAUUAUUUAAAGCCAAAAUAUUCAAAUUAUUUAUACAAAAUGUUAAAUCAUAUGUCGAUUUUUUACAGACCCUGAAGAUGGAUUCCAAGAAUCCGAAAUAUAUCGGUUAAAAAAUUGAGAUUUACGUUUUUUCAUUUCGGAACGAAAGUGGAGGCAACACAAACAUUGCACUUGUGUGCUGUCAUUAAGUCGUUUGGACGGAUUCCACGUGCCAGUUGUUUACAUUCUCGUGUCAGAAAAAGUGAAGAGACAUACAACUCAAUUUUUCGAGCAAUUUUGAAUUUGGAACCAGCCAUCAAUCCGAAGAUGUCGUCAUUGAUUUUGAGUUGGCCGCGCUCAAUGCGGUGCUGCUUUUUUCAUUUUUCUCAGAACAUUUGGCGCCACAUUCAAUUGGUUGGCCUGCAAAGGAUUCACAACGAAGACGCUGAAUUCGCUUUCCAGCUAAGAUUGUUGAUCGCAUUGGCAUUUUUACCGAGCGGCAGCAUUGUUGAAGCGUAUGAGGAGCUUGCUGACACUGAUUUCUACGAUGGAUCAAAUGAACACAAAGACACAAUUGAACAAUUGCUUACGUAUUUCCAACAAACGUUUCUGUUCGCAUUCGAUAAGAACGGAAAACGGAAAGCACCCCGCUUCCCUCCGGAAUUGUGGAGCGUUUACAAAAUUAUGUUGUCUGGUUUUACAAAGCACAAUUACCAUGCGGAGGGGUGGCACAAUCGAAUGGCUCAAUUUAUGGGCGUGCACCCAAGUAUUUUCAAGUUUUUUAGUGGAAUAAAAAAUGAACAAGACCUUCAAGAACUGGAAAUGGCGCGCAUUGAAGCAGGAGCAGAUCCAGCUGUAAGAAAGGCUGCUUACGUCAAAAGUGAGAAACGGCUCGUUGAGCUUGUGAAGAAAUUUGAUGCAAAUAUUCACGACGGAUCGUUUCUACCGUAUCUACAUUCGAUCGCACACAAUGAACGUUUUUAAAAACAACAGACAAUGCAAUCCAACGUAAUUUAUUUAUUUUUUUUGAACUAAGUUUGACCGAAACAUCAAAAUGAUAAACCAUUCGUUAUUUACGUAUAUUUCUUUCAACAAAAAAUCAUAGUUUAACUCGAGAAUUUAAGUCAUUUUUAUGCGAUUUAGCGAAACAAGUCCAGAAACUAUUUUGCUUGAAUUGAACACAAAAAAAACA
Messenger RNA from Sitodiplosis mosellana (orange wheat blossom midge), 1190 nucleotides. RefSeq lists its product as uncharacterized. NCBI's taxonomy places the organism in Eukaryota, Metazoa, Arthropoda, Insecta, Diptera, Cecidomyiidae. The coding region runs from base 326 to 982 and encodes 218 amino acids. The transcript is spliced from 3 exons. The record is from RefSeq and is a predicted model, not a curated record.